Molecule: messenger RNA, 1052 nt
Organism: Paramuricea clavata
Lineage: Eukaryota; Metazoa; Cnidaria; Anthozoa; Malacalcyonacea; Plexauridae
Source: the annotation of a GenBank genome assembly
AUGAAAUUUCACAAAAAGCUGUUGAAAGAUCCAAAGGACAUACUGACAUUCAGCCUGGCAAUUGGUGACUUUGUCAUAUCGCUUAUCAUAACCCCACUGGCCUUCUCCUCCGCAGUAGCAAAGAAAUGGACAACAGGAAAGAGUGGUUGUGUUGCAUAUGGUUUAAUGAUAACCUGGACAGGUCUCUCGUCCAUACUUCAACUCACAUGUAUUGCCCUCGAGCGUUACUACACUUUGUCUCAUCCAAACAACACUAAUACGGCAAGGAAACGAGUGAUUCAAGUUGUUUUCUUAUGUUGGUCGAUCGCCCUCAUAGCAAGCGUCUUGCCAUUCUUUGGAUUUUCUAGUUACACUUUUGAAGGAUUUGGCCUCCAUUGUGGUAUUGUCUGGAGAUCCGAAAUAAUAUGGUACGUUUGGUAUUGUAUAGCACUUUUGUUCUUCUUCUACGUCCUACCAAUCGUUGCAAUCGCUGUCUCAUACGGCCACAUGUUUUUUAUUGUGCGAAAGGUUUGUCGCAACGCCGCAGCUACAUGGGGCUCCAAUGCACAAGUCACACGGCAUACGUACACAGCGCAAGUGAAGAUUACUAAACAGUUAGUCGUCGUUACAUGUGGAUUUCUUACCGCUUGGACCCCGUACGCUGUCAUGUCUAGUCUUCGAGUACUGACCGAUAUCGAAUUUGACAAUGGAUGGUACGAGCUGCCUUCUCUGUUCGCAAAAACAGCAAAUAUAUACAAUCCUAUAGUUUAUUUCUUCAUGUAUAGACGUCUUCGUCAACACGUUUUUAUAAUGUUGGAUGAAGUAUGGAAACAUACACGGCAAUCUUUAAUUUCAUUGUUAUGUCAUGUUGGUUCUAACAAUGCCAUUGGAUAAAUUAACCAUUAAUGAUGAAAAAGUGGAAAAAACUUGAAUAACAAUAAUUUACUUUAUUAUUAUUAUUAUUAUUAUUAUUACUACUUUAUUAAUUCCAAUACGGAACUAUUUCACGAUAUAAAACUACACUACAUAUACAUGUAUAGAGAGAAAACAAAUGAGUGAUCUUCCAAUAGACC